AUGGCGGCGCGUCAGUGGGAGUACGACCUUCUCGGAGCUCACUGCAGAGUCGACCACCGAGAUAUCAUGAGUGCUCCCGUUCGUGGCAGAGGCCUCAGGUCAGGAUCUUAUUGCUCGGCUCCCUCGUGCGCCGUUAGUGUUAAAAUCCAGUGUCAUGGCGAUAAGCACGUGCUUGGGGGCGUGAUUGAGGAUAUCCAGAAUGUGAGUGGUCACGGAGACCUCCCGCCUUUACCUGAUAGCCCCACUGCCCAGCUCGAUCCGGGGAAGCAAGCCCUUAGGGAGCUCCUAAAGGACAGAAAGACUCAAAAGAAAAGCAAAACUUCGUGCGCCUCGUUGCUGAAGCUGUACACAACCAUCCUCGCGGGGCUCAUGAUCAUCGGGGGGCUGUUCACGCUCCUGUUCCUCGUUCCGAUGAUCAUAGACCCGGCCCUCGCCACCCUCACCUACGACUCACCGACGCCCGUGCUGUGCAUGACCACCUUCGCGGAGUGGGUGGAAGGCCUCAAGAACAUCACGUGGUUUUUCGUGCACGGAGGGAUGUACCAGCGACGUGUACAACUGUUCUCAGAUCACAACCCAGCUCACUGGGACGUGCUUAACGCCUCUUUGGUCAUUAAUGUCAAGGGCUGCGGCUACCCGCCUGUGGUUAACUGUUCCAACUUUAUGGACAAUUUCGGCGUUCCGGGGCGCAGAUUCUGGUGCUACUACAGCAAGAUGGAUCCGUACCUGGUGAUGCCCGAGUACGAUCCCCAGCAGGCAGAAAGCGAUCUCAUCCUCUCCCUGGGCUGGACAGUCGGGGCGCAGGCCCUGGGGAUCAUUAUCAUUGCGAUCCUCCACUGCCCCUACGUCGCUUUCUUCAAGAGUCUCUGGCGGAAGCGACGAACUGUCUUGCAGCCCGAGCAUCUGCUCCAUAAACCCAACUGCUACUGUUCUCUUUUCCCCCACUGUCCGCACUCAAGGCACCACAGUCACCUCACUAGUCCAAUAGUCGUAAACAUUGUUUCAAGUGCUUCGUAUUUGGACUCGCCCUUGUUUGGUUCACCGAUGAUCCCGUCGGCCAAGGGCUUGUGGCACACUUUACGUAACCGAGCAUCGAAGCACGGCUCGCUCUCCAGGCCGCCUACUCAUCGCUGGACGUCAAUAUUGAAUUUCCAGUUUACAAAAACACCAAAGCCCGAGCUUGACAACGGGUCCAGAGUGAGCACACCUGCGCAGCCAAAGCCCUUACUCUAG
This is a messenger RNA of Penaeus monodon (black tiger shrimp), 1233 nucleotides long. RefSeq lists its product as uncharacterized. Gene Ontology annotation, molecular function: sodium channel regulator activity. Gene Ontology annotation, biological process: regulation of sodium ion transport. NCBI's taxonomy places the organism in Eukaryota, Metazoa, Arthropoda, Malacostraca, Decapoda, Penaeidae. The record is from RefSeq and is a predicted model, not a curated record.